UCUCUAACGCGCACUCCUCCCUUCAGUUCUCUCGCUUCUGUCUUUCUCUCUUAACCGGGCGGCGAAGCGCACCGGCAGCGCUGGACUAUCCGUUUACAGCUCACUGGGACUUAAGAUAGUGACCGUGAUUUCAGGGCACCGUCACCAUGGCGAUUAAGUUCUUGGAGGUAAUAAAACCAUUUUGUGCGGUUUUACCGGAAAUCCAGAAACCAGAAAGAAAGAUCCAGUUCAGAGAAAAGGUGCUAUGGACUGCCAUCACAUUGUUCAUCUUUCUUGUUUGCUGCCAGAUCCCGCUCUUUGGGAUCAUGUCUUCAGACUCUGCAGAUCCAUUCUACUGGAUGAGAGUCAUCUUGGCCUCCAACAGAGGUACUUUGAUGGAGUUGGGUAUCUCUCCCAUUGUGACCUCUGGUCUGAUCAUGCAGCUGCUGGCUGGAGCUAAAAUCAUUGAAGUUGGAGACACACCUAAAGACAGAGCGCUUUUCAAUGGAGCUCAGAAAUUGUUUGGUAUGAUCAUCACCAUUGGCCAGGCUAUUGUGUACGUCAUGACUGGAAUGUAUGGAGACCCUUCAGAGAUGGGUGCUGGCAUCUGUCUGCUGAUCAUCAUUCAGUUGUUUGUGGCCGGUCUGAUCGUGUUGCUGCUGGAUGAGUUGCUGCAGAAAGGUUACGGUUUGGGCUCUGGUAUCUCACUCUUCAUCGCCACAAACAUCUGUGAGACAAUCGUGUGGAAGGCAUUCAGCCCAACCACAGUCAACACAGGCAGAGGUACUGAGUUUGAAGGAGCCAUUAUUGCGCUGUUCCACCUGUUGGCCACUCGUACUGAUAAAGUACGAGCCCUGAGAGAGGCCUUCUACAGACAGAACCUGCCCAACCUCAUGAACCUCAUUGCAACAGUCUUCGUCUUUGCUGUUGUCAUAUACUUCCAGGGCUUCAGAGUCGACCUGCCCAUCAAGUCUGCACGUUACCGUGGCCAGUACAACACAUAUCCCAUCAAGCUGUUCUACACCUCCAAUAUUCCCAUCAUCCUGCAGUCUGCUCUGGUUUCUAACCUUUACGUCAUCUCUCAGAUGCUCUCCACCCGCUUUAGCGGCAACUUCCUGGUCAACCUCCUGGGAACUUGGUCUGAUACAUCAUCUGGUGGUCCGGCUCGUGCUUACCCUGUAGGCGGUCUGUGUUACUAUCUGUCUCCUCCGGAGUCGUUUGGUUCUGUGCUUGAUGACCCAGUCCAUGCAGUGAUCUACAUUGUAUUCAUGCUGGGAUCCUGUGCCUUCUUUUCUAAGACCUGGAUUGAAGUUUCUGGAUCAUCUGCCAAAGAUGUGGCCAAGCAGCUGAAAGAACAGCAGAUGGUAAUGAGGGGACACAGAGAGACCUCCAUGGUUCAUGAACUCAACAGGUACAUCCCCACAGCCGCUGCAUUUGGUGGACUAUGUAUCGGAGGCCUUUCGGUAAUGGCUGACUUCCUGGGUGCCAUCGGCUCUGGAACAGGAAUCCUAUUGGCCGUUACCAUCAUCUAUCAGUACUUUGAGAUAUUUGUUAAGGAACAGAGUGAAGUCGGCAGCAUGGGAGCGCUACUAUUCUAAACAAUGACACUCACAAAUCACACACAUACUUGCUGACAUCUUACAAAACACUUUUAUUAUUUUAUGAUUGUUGUUGUCAUUUUAUUUUUAUUUUGGUGUGAUUUGAGCAUUCAAAAUGGUCUGUCACGAGUGCUGUUUUGGGAGAAUGUGUUCUUAGGCUUUAGUUCAGGCCGAGUGUGUUCUCCUAUUUGUCAGGAGUGGCAACGCGUUUCUAAAAUUCAGUGACGAAACUGAACUUCAUGGAUGGGACAGUAAAGAUGGACUCUGUGAGCUCUGACUAGGAAUAAUCAGAAAUGUUCCCUUCUCCUCAGUCUGUCCUUCCUCCGUCUCCAUGUAUCCCUUCAUUCGCCCUUUUCUUUAUUUCCUGUCUGAUCCAAGUUAUGCCUGGUAAAAGGAUUUUUCAGAAAGUAUUGCUAAUGUUGGGUGAGUGAUUUACUCAACACUGCCAAUUUUGUCUCCACACACAAACUAUCUCUGUUACGUCUGUUUGUCAGUCAUAUCGGUCUUGUAUGCAAAGCUAACAGGCAUUUUUUCGUCCAUAAUAGCUAUUGUUUAGUGUAAAGAUCUUUAUAACUCUUCAUACCAUAAUUAAUCAUAAAUUGUGAUGGUUAGUUAUGACUAGAGAUCUGAGAACCAAACAGAGGUACUUGGUUUCCAGUCAGCAGAAUAGUUUGUCAAUUCUAAACAAGGCAGCAUCGCAACCGAGGAAAUGCAAUACACAUUGUGGCACCAAUGGUGUUUUGUUUGUUUUGUGUGUGUACUCAUCAACGCUGGAAUCCUUUUGUUCAGAAUACAUCACUGAGAGCUUCAUUGGCAAACAACUGGUUACACCUAAAGUCUGUUUACUUUCACAAUUAAGCCCUUUUUACUGUAUCAUUGGGUGUCUGUAUAUAUGACAUUUAAUGCAGUGUGCAACAAUGUAAAAUAGACCCAUUUUCUGUUUUGUUUUUUUCUUUUUGGACUAUGUAAAAAGAAAUGUUCCGAACAAAUAUAUUCAGCAAAGACUGAUCAUUCUCAAUAAAAACUCAUUUUUGGGAGAUAA
Molecule: messenger RNA, 2619 nt
Organism: Megalobrama amblycephala (Wuchang bream)
Lineage: Eukaryota; Metazoa; Chordata; Actinopteri; Cypriniformes; Xenocyprididae
Gene: sec61a1a
Product: SEC61 translocon subunit alpha 1
Exons: 12
Coding region: 147-1577 (476 amino acids)
Biological process (GO): post-translational protein targeting to membrane, translocation; SRP-dependent cotranslational protein targeting to membrane, translocation
Cellular component (GO): Sec61 translocon complex; membrane
Molecular function (GO): signal sequence receptor activity; ribosome binding; transmembrane protein transporter activity
Source: RefSeq, a predicted model, not a curated record